ACUUCUUCUAAGGCAACGGAGGCGGCUCCGUAUCUCACACGCAGAAGCUUCCAGUUAGUUCGCCAUUUAAUAAACUUACUCCAGUCGCCACUAUGUCUGCUCUGUGUUAUAACAAAGCAUGUGGACAGCGAUUUGAUCCCGAAAACAACCCAGACGAUGGCUGCACCUAUCAUCCAGGAGUCCCAGUAUUCCAUGAUGCUUUAAAGGGAUGGUCUUGUUGCAAGAGAAGAACUACCGACUUCUCCGACUUUCUAAGCAUUGUUGGCUGUACAAAAGGACCUCACAACAAGGAGAAGCCUCCUGAGCCGGUGAAACCAGAUGUGAUAUCAUCAGGAGACAACAAGGACACAGAUGACCAAAAACCAAAGUUUAACGAGUACAUCAUUUCCGCACCAAUGCCUCAGGAGGCGAUACGCAGACCAAGUCCUGACGAGCCGAUGGUGAGAUUGCAGCAUAAAGUCUCGACCUCCCUGAAGCAGGCCCUGGAGAAACUCAAACUUUCAGAAAAUUCAGCAGAAGAGAAAGAGGAAGAAAGUGACGAGAUCAAGAUCGGAACAUCUUGUAAAAAUGGAGGAUGUACUAAAAGUUUUGAUGGACCUGCAAGCGACUCAGAAGUGUGCUCAUCACAUCCUGGUUUUCCUAUUUUCCAUGAAGGGAUGAAAUACUGGAGCUGCUGUAAGCGGAAAACCUCAGACUUCAACACUUUCCUCUCUCAAGAGGGCUGCUUCAAGGGGACACAUCUAUGGAGGAAAAAAGAUGAGGGUAAGAAAGUAGUUCCAUGUCGAUUUGACUGGCACCAGACCGGGGCACAGGUCAUCAUUUCCAUCUACGCCAAGAAUGGUGUCCCAGAGCUGAGCUUUGUGGAUGCCAACAGCACAUCGCUCGAUAUCCAUAUUAUAUUUGAGGGAGAGAAGGAAUUUGCGCAGAAAAUCAGCUUGUGGGGAGUGAUAGAUGUGAGUAAAAGUGCAGUGAACAUGAUGGCUGCAAAGAUCGAGGUUGUCAUGAAGAAGUCCGAGCCCAUGUCGUGGGCUCGACUGGACCUCCCACCCCCUGUCCCCCCACCCAAGGAGAGUGACAAGAAAGAGGAGGAGAGUGAAAGCGAAGAUGAAGAUGAAUGAUGAGGAAUUAAAAUGCAAUCAUAGAGUUCAUUUUUAGCUGAAUCCAAGGCCGUGCAGUCCAUUCCUUGAAUCUUUAAAGAGUCUGAACUUUGGCCUCCACUCUUUAAAGUCACAUUGCUUUUACCCUUUCAUUCUUUCAUGUCAUCCUACUUGAUUUUUUUGUCUGGUUUUCCAAACGUUUUGGGCCUUUUAACUGGUUGUCGUAUAUGUUGGAAUGCUAGGGACACAAAAUUAUUUUUUAAACAGUUUUUCACUCAAGCACUGAACGAUAUCUAAGGGAACACCAACUUUUAGUUCACUUUAAUGAAAGUCAGACAAACUUGUUAUUUACACUGAAAUUCACUGGGAAAAUAAACCCAUGCAGUUAGAUGAGAGCCCAGUGUGACCACGCUUGAUCUCAGACCCAUAAAACCUUUCAUAUGGACUAGUCACAACAAUUCAUCUUGUGGACCACAGUUGUUACUGGUUUCUAUUUCAACAUGGUUGGGUUAAAGAUUAAUUCCAUCUUUAGAUUUUAUAAAUUUAACUGAUCACACUGCUCUGCAUAAAUGCUUUUGUCACAGAUAUAUACCCAUGUCAGAUAAAGAUUCUGUAGUUUGAGUAGAAAAUCUGGAAUUCCAAGGUGUCCAAGCUUGUAAAAAGUUUACUCUGAAUAAAAUAUGUACUACCAAAUCAGUUAGUUCCCUCUGGCUCUUACAAUCAGUUUUACAGCUUCAUUCCCACUCGAACCUUUCCUCAGUUGUUUUUCUUAAUUGCUCCAGUUCUUCUUUUAUUUUUUACAUGAUUAUAUCUGAUGUAUAUUUUGUACAAGUUAAACAUCAAAAUGAUCCAAUCUUCUAUUUAUCUAUUUUCUUGUCAACAUAUAGCGCAGUUUUAAUAAUGAGAAUGUACUGUAUAUCUGAGAAUGCCAUUUGAACACGUGGUAUUUUAAGCAAAGUACUGUAUAAUUAAAAAUGCCUUGCUAGGCAGCAUGUCUCAAGGAUUGGAAUGUAUGAAUUAUAUUUGGCUGAAUGAGGCCAUGAUGUAAGGAGAUAAUGAAUAUGGAACCAAUUCAUCUUACCAAAAAUAAACUUGUGUUGAACUUUUUUUUUAAAA
Labrus mixtus (cuckoo wrasse) is the source of this 2213-nucleotide messenger RNA. It is a transcript of the gene chordc1b, whose product is annotated as cysteine and histidine-rich domain (CHORD) containing 1b. The transcript is spliced from 11 exons. The record is from RefSeq and is a predicted model, not a curated record. NCBI's taxonomy places the organism in Eukaryota, Metazoa, Chordata, Actinopteri, Labriformes, Labridae. Bases 93 to 1118 code for a protein of 341 amino acids.